Molecule: messenger RNA, 1704 nt
Organism: Aedes albopictus (Asian tiger mosquito)
Lineage: Eukaryota; Metazoa; Arthropoda; Insecta; Diptera; Culicidae
Exons: 2
Coding region: 1-1704 (567 amino acids)
Source: RefSeq, a predicted model, not a curated record
AUGUGCGCCCAAAAAUCGAGGAAAGAAUUCCUGCGGCAAUGUCGCCGGCAAGGUGUACGACCAGCGCACAUACAGAACACCUUUCGAUGCACUCACUCGCUGCUAGAGGAUGCCAGUCCGUACCGAGGCAAGCUGGAAAAAGCUAUGGAGCUCUUCACGCGCACAAUUCUCAACACCGAGAUAAAAGACAGCUUCUACAAAAUGCAGCGGCUGGAAAGAGACAAAGCUAGCCUCACUAGCCAAAUCACACAGGUUAGAAUAGAGAGGAAGAUUCAACGGCUGAUUGCAAGGGUUGAAGUUGAAAACACCGUCUCCUUCACCGAAAACGAUGCUUGGAAACGGAACACCACUAACGUGGAGGUUCCCAACCACACAAAAAUUCUAUUAGGAUAUGGUCCCAAAUUCGCCUUGCCGUUUGAGAAUAAUCAAGAAAUACCUUAUUUCAAGAUUAUUGCGGAUUUGGAAUCUAUCCUCAAACUUGAGCCGGAUCCGAUUCUUCAAGCGGCCAACCGCAACCAGUUCACCAACAUCCUUCAAAAUUACGUGAACAAGAGGAAGAAUGGUUGUUUCAACACCACCUCCAACCGCGUUGAACACUUCAUGACCGAAGCGCUUAGCACUAGUAGAAAGUUUAUCCGUGAUCAUCCUGAUGUAUACAUCGUACCCGCUGACAAGGGCAAUAAAACUGUGAUCAUGCUAAAAAACGAAUAUGAAGAGAAGAUGGAUGCACUUGUCAGCGAUGCGAACACAUACGAAAGGAUCGAUACGGAUUGGACUAAUAAAAUACAAACACACAACAACAAGCUAGUGAAUAAGCUCUUCGACCAGAAGAUGAUCGAUCAACAAACCAGGUCGAAGUUGGUUUCCUACCACGCGACCUGUCCAAAAAUAUACGGGCUCCCUAAAAUACACAAACCGGACAGUCCACUCAGAGUCAUAUUAUCGUGCAUUAAUUGCCCGACAUAUGAUCUGUCCAAGUACCUUGCAGACAUACUACAUCGCUCGAUCGACCACAACAAAUACAAUGUGCAAAAUUCAUACGAAUUUUGCACAUUCAUAAACAAUAUCAACCUGCCUCCAGGCUAUGUAUUGGUCUCGUUCGAUGUGGUAAGCCUGUUUACGUGUAUUCCACGGGACGUUGCGAUAGAAGCGGUGCGAAAGAACUGGAGUAUGAUCGAGAAAAACACCACAAUAAAGAAUGUCGAAAUGUUCAUAGAACUAAUUAAAUUCAAUCUCUCCUCCAGUUAUUUCGUACACCGUGGCAACUUCUACUGUCAAAAGUCGGGAACGGCAAUGGGUAACCCAUUGUCUCCGGCUCUUGCAGAUCUAGUGAUGGAAACAUUGCUAGAUCACGUGCUUGAAGGGAUUGAUAUUCCUAUUCCAUUUUUGAAAAAGUACGUCGACGAUUUGAUCACCGCUCUCCCAAUCGACAUGAUUGAACAUGUGAGAAAUGCGCUCAACGAGUUCAACUCACACAUUCAAUUCACGUGUGAAGUGGAAAAUAAUAAUCAGCUGCCGUACCUUGACAUGCUGCUUAUACGCACAGCGCAGCAAAAAAUCGUCACCGACUGGUACAAAAAAACCUGUAGCAUCGGGGCGCAUUUUGAAUUAUUUUUCAUUUCACCCUCUCACACAAAAACUGAACACGGCCACUGGCUUUAUUGGGAGAGUGUUCAAGUUGUCGACGUGCAGAUCAGAAAAUGA